CUUUUUUAGCGGAGCUGGGAGAGCCAUAGCUUAGAGAGCAAGCGAGCCAGCCGGAGCUUCGGACGGUGUUGCUCCUACUGCCGCCUGACAUUCACCCGAGAGCCAGACGGAGACAGACAGCAGCCUCUCUCUUUCGGAAGGCAAGACAGACAACUGAAACAGGAGAUCGGCACAGGGGAAAAGAAGAAGUCAGACUUCCUUUCCCCUCUCCUAGAAGAUCUGCUAUUCAUUCUCCACUUCGCCCAUUAAUUAAUUUAUUUCUCCGCCAGCACUCAUCAGCUGAGUGGUUUCCUCGCUAAGCCGUUUGGAUUUUUAUUUCACUUUUAUUUCUGUUUAUUUUAAAGGGGGAAGAACCCCCUUCCCCCCCUCUUCUUCACUCUCGAAACCAUCCCGGCUGUGCGAUUCAAAACCCCUCAUAAUCUCCUGACGGUUUAAAAAUUAAAAAACGAACAAAACCAACUCUCCGACUUCAGCUUGAAAGGAGCGACUUCCAGCAGCGUCAGGAUCCGGCCCUCGGGAGCUUUCCUUGAUCGGAGCGGCCCCGGGGAGAAGGCAGAAGAAGAGGAGCAGAGAAACCGAGCGAAUCCCGAGGAGCUCACUCCGACUUCGCUCCAGUAAUCAUGAACUUUCUCCUCACUUGUAUCCAUUGGGGGUUGGCGGCGCUGCUCUAUCUCCACAACGCCAAGUUAUUGCUAGCGGCACCCUCCCCAGGGGACAUGGAGCAGAGGUCGAAUUAUGCGAUGUCGUUUAUGGAGGUCUACGCUCGCAGUAUCUGCAGGCCGAUUGAGACCAUGGUGGACAUUUUCCAGGAAUACCCAGAUGAGGUGGAAUAUAUCUUCAAGCCAUCCUGUGUGCUCCUGAAGAGAUGUGCAGGGUGCUGUAAUGACGAGUCGUUGGAGUGCACGGCCACAGCAGUGAAUAAUGUCACCAUGGAGAUUAUGAGAGUUAGACCGUUUCAGGGCCAGCACAUAAGCCAGAUGAGCUUCCAACAGCACAGUAGUUGUGAAUGCAGACCAAAGAAAGACAUCAAAAAUAGACAAGAAAAAAAAUCAAAGCGAGGAAAGGGGAAGGGUCAAAAGAGAAAGCGCAAGAGAGGCCGGUAUAAACUCCGAAACUUUCACUGUGAACCUUGCUCAGAAAGGAGAAAGCACUUGUUUGUACAAGAUCCCCAGACCUGUAAAUGUUCCUGCAAAUUCACAGACUCACGUUGCAAGUCGAGGCAGCUUGAGUUAAACGAGCGCACUUGCAGAUGCGACAAACCGAGACGGUGAGCAGCAGAGAAGAAAGAGGGUGGGGGAACAGCCUUGGUUCUGGAGCUUGAAAUCUCGCCUGGUCAAAAUAAAAACACUAAUCCAAAUGAACACUAAAAUGAAGGAUCAGUAGAGCACAGCACUUUUUGAGUACGGACGAUGGACUCCGGAAGGAACAUUCCCCGAGGACCCGCACAGGAUUCACCUUUUUUGGUUUUGAACUGGUUUUAUGGAGAGACUUUCCUUCUCAUGCUGCUAAAUGAUAAAGAGCCAGGGAGACUGGAGUGGUAUAUGUUUUGGGACUCCCAUUUCACCUGAAUAAUUAUAUAUAUAAUAUAUAUGUAUGUAUGUGUGUAUAUAUAGAUAUACAUAUAUUAUAUAUAUAUAUAUAUACUGAGUUUUAAAAACGUUGCUAACAUUAUUGGUGUCUUCACUGGAUAUACUCAACUGCUGUGGACACAAGUGGGCUACUUGGGGCAAAAGAAAUAAACUACGGCUGGACUUCAGUCAAAGUGUUUGGUGUAAUCUUCAUACUCCCGCUGGCUCUCUAAAGCAUGCUGGCUACCCGACUUCAAUGCCCACCCUCCAGUCUUGCAUGGAGAGACACUGGUACCAGAGAGGAGGAGGCAGCAGGGGAUUCCAAAGAUGGCACCUUGGAAUACUAUGGGUCAAGAAGUCAAGGAAAUUAAUCUAAAUGUUUGGACUGAAGAUUCCUCCCAUUGGCUCUCUGCCCUGUCCUGGCUCAUGGCCUGCCUCUCUUGCUUGGGAUGUUGGUGAACGGUUUUGUAUUGACCACUGCAGGAACAUUGCCAUGGAUCUACUUUCUGGCCCCAACUGUGGGAAGUGGCUGACGUGAGGACUGGUCACCUUGAGGUGGCAUCACUGGAAUCUGCAAUCUUCCACCCCCUGUUGGCUACUUAAAUAAAGGAUAUAUGGUCAGUGGUGCCCGGAAGUGAGAAUGGGGACCGGUGCCUAGCCAGGCAGUUGAACAGCACGGUCUGCCAUCAUUAUGCGCAGAGCUGCCACUGAAGAUGCUUAUGGAACAUCUCUGGAAAGGGAUAUUAAUCUAAAGUAUAUAUGUACAAUAGCUGGGAUGUGUGAAUGAAUGUCUGUGUUUGGGGUGUGUACACACACAACUAAAGAGCUGUUUUUCUGCCUGAUCAAUUCAAACUUAGAAACAUUUGGGGGCCUUCUGGUCAGCAUCUGAUGAGAGCUUACUUCUAGUGUUGUGAAUUCAUUAAUAUUCUCUAUUGUAACAUGAAUGUGUCAAGUUCUCAUGUGUGCCAUGCUGGAGUUAUGAUAUGGCUUUGUGUUUCUAUCAACUCUUCCACCACUGUUGCCUAUCUAACCCCAUAUGCUACCUUUACCAGAAGAAGCGUUGAGUUGCAACAGAAGGUUAUUGAACAAAGGCGCUAACCUUAUUCACACAUUACUUGCGUGAACAGGGUAAGCAGGACAAAAGGUGCAACCAUGGGGGUCACAUGCCCCCCACUGUCUUUGGCAUGACUUUUGAAGCGGAGAGCCUCAUGUACUUGCAGAGGCUCCCUGCGUGGUUCAGAACACCCCAACCAUGAGGUGGUUCCUCACUUCAGGACUUAUGCCAAAGGCAGUGAUGGCAGAGCUGGGGGUGGCUUGACUUUGCAGCUGUAUCUGGAUAUGUUUCACCAUGUUUGACCCUCUGCACAUGAGCAGGUUGAGAAUAGAGCUCCUGUGAAGCACAGGUUUGUGAAAGAGAGGCCAACGUUGCAUUUCCCCUUCCAACUUUAGAGAAUGCAGAGUGAGUUUAUUUGCUUGAAAUAAACGCUAAUCUGGACAAGGUCUGUGCUUUGGGGGUAUCCAUAAAAGAUACCUAAUGCUCCUCCCAAUCCCCUCCCCAACUUUGAGCAUUUUCCAUCUGCGAAAUGUAGGCCUUAGGUCACCUUUCCCCAACCUGGUGCCUUCAAGCUGUGUUGAAUUGCAGCCUCCAUUAUUUCCAUGGCUAGGGAUGAUGGGAGUUGUCAUUCUACAUAUCUGGAGGGCACCAGGUUGCAGAAGGCUUGGUCAGGUUUACCCGUUGCUUUGUUGAAGGCUCAGUGAUGUGAUGUUCUGAGAACACUUGUCUGAACUGGCUAGAUGUCAAUGCAACCUUAACAUGACUAACUACAUUGAUCUUGACUGAACUGCUUUUGUGCCACAAGGUUGUCUGUGCAUGUGCAGAGAUGGACUAAGAUUGCUAGCCCCCCCCCCCCCCCAAGCGGCUAGUAUUUUAGGUCUUUACAGUAUUGCCCAACUCCCUUUAGAAUAAACGUCCAGUUUGAGUACUAAACUGAAUUAAAGGGGUGGGUUGUUUGGAUGUGUUUUUGAAGCUAGGCCCAGUCUACAGCUACUAUAAAACUGCAAGACCAAUGCUUUAAAUGCAUUGUCUGCUAUCUUGACCACACACAGAGAUUUUACAUAAUUGACCCUAAUCAAACCUGAGUGUGUGUGUGUGUGUGUGUGUGUGUGUGUGUGUGAGAGAGAGAGAGAGAGAGUGUCAGUCCUUGGGACAGCAGCAAAACCUUGGCAAGCACACCAUGUUUCACCCUUGGGAUGGAGACUGCCUUACGAUAUGGGAGUUUGGGCUAGCCACCAUGAUAUGCACAGAUUUAGGUUAAUGGAUACCUAAAUCCUCUUGUAUCAGACGAUAAAGCUCAGUGCCUUGCAAUGUAAAACCCUUGAAAUGUCAAAGCAUCCUCAACCACUAGGUGUUUCGUAAAUAUCCAGCUCUGGGAAGGAGCUGACAGGGUAGAAGUUUAAAGGCAACAAUGUACUUUAAAUGCCUGAAGCUUCUUGACUUCCCCAGAUGGCCUUGUCUUGCUUUACUGGCAAAUGUGUGGUGAUGAUGGGGCCAAACGAAUGGUUUGGCAAGUGCAACAUUACAAACCGUGGCUACAGUCGGUUGGUAACUUUUUCUGCACUUCUAAGGGAAAUGUGAUGCUUCUUGGACCUUGGAUUGGUCCUGCAGGGGCUGCACUGUCCUUUGACCCCUGUGAAUUGUACCCAGCAUCUGUACCAUUGCCGCAAUGUCUGCUGGUUGUUAAGUAGGUAACAAGUGGUGCGGAUGUUUUAAAAUUAGGAGUGGCAUUGUUUUCCUAUGUGGCUUGUGUACAGUAUGCUGGCAUUAGUGUGUUAAGUGCGCACACCCAUGUGCUGCGGCCUGGUUGAUCAAAAGAGUCGGUGAGCUCAGCUUUUAAAAUGCCUGUGGCUUUUUUGUGCGUAUAUGGUGAGGGGGCAAACUAAAUCCCAUGUAACAGGAUUGGGGGAUGACUUGGGUUCUGCCCUCCCCACUGACACACCCACUCUCCCAAAGAGAUACAGCACUGUCAAAACUGACCACGCUGGCCAUCUGGUUGGCAUUGCGAGCCCAUUUCUGAAUCCAUUGCUGGGGAAUUGUGGAUGUAGCCUUCAGAGGCGGAUGCAGAGAUUUAGAACCUUGUGCACAAUUUCCCUUUUCUAUUUCAUGGAAGCUUGCUUCCAGUUGCCUUCACUGGAGUGGGGAGUAUGCCUUGUUCUCAGCUUCAGACAUUUCUUUUUUAAAAUCAAGUUCUACUUGGUCUGUGAAUGCUGCCAAAUGCCUGUCUGUUUACAGACAAGCAACCCCCCCCCCCAAACCCGGGCCCCAAAUCAGGUUUUUAACCACUAUGGAAUCCCCUUCCAGCCAAUAGCAAAUGUGGUAUGCAUUCUGUGUGUGAGAGUAUGUGUGUGUGUGUGUGUGUGUACGUACACGUGCGUGUGCACACACGCGCAUAACUGAAAUGUAUAUAUUCAAACUGUGCGAGGUGACAAACAUUGUUCUAUAUACUUGUUUAAUAUCCCUUUUUCAAAUUAGAAAUUAAAAAUAAUUUAAACUAGGUAUUUUUCAGUAUUCUUUGUUAAUAUUUAAUUUUACUAUUUAUAAGGUGUACCUCUUGUUUUGUACUGUUAUGUAUAAAUUUUUAACUCUUCUGUUCCAUCCAAUCUCUCCCCAAUUGUUGGCAGAGUCAGUAGCAUGAUCAUUUAUUUAAUUAAUAUCUCUAAUACCUACCCCUACACAUUCCUUUUGAGGUAACGGUUAUACAUCUACAUAUUAUAUAUAUAUUUGGUUAUAUGUGUGUAUGUGUAUAUAUAUAUAUAUAUAUAUAUAUGUUUAUGUAUAUGUGUAAUUUGGAUUAAAUAGACACUACGAUUUUUAUAUAUGUAAACUUCCUCUGCGCCCCAGAAAUAUAGAAAAUUUUACUAUUUUAUUUAUUGGUGCUACUGUUUUAUCUGUAAUGUGGCAGGAAAGAAUUCACUGGCCACGCCGGCUAAUCUCAAGAUUCCAUAUGAAAUAUUUAUUUUUAGAUAAAAAUAACAAAUAUAUCUUUAAAAAAACCACCAUCUAUGGCUUUUUUUGUAAUAAAGAAUUUAAUUCUCA
Messenger RNA from Elgaria multicarinata webbii, 5661 nucleotides. It is a transcript of the gene VEGFA, whose product is annotated as vascular endothelial growth factor A. Gene Ontology annotation, biological process: positive regulation of protein phosphorylation; response to hypoxia; vascular endothelial growth factor signaling pathway. The record is from RefSeq and is a predicted model, not a curated record. Gene Ontology annotation, cellular component: membrane. Bases 621 to 1271 code for a protein of 216 amino acids. The transcript is spliced from 9 exons. Gene Ontology annotation, molecular function: chemoattractant activity; heparin binding; vascular endothelial growth factor receptor 1 binding. NCBI's taxonomy places the organism in Eukaryota, Metazoa, Chordata, Lepidosauria, Squamata, Anguidae.